UAAAACAUGAUGAUAAACUUUGUGAAUGCCAUAAAUUUCCGGCUAUAAGACUUAAUUACAAACGUCGACCUCUCCAUUUUCCGCCUAUAGUAAAGCAUAUCAUUACAAUAAUAAUCUAAUGAGUUUCAAACAAAAAUUCAACAUACACAUAGAAAAAAUUGACAAUAUAGACCAAAAUUUUGAAAUUCUAGAUAUCUUAGGGCAUGGUGCUAUGGGACCCAUCUACAAAGCCCGCGAUAAGAAAAACUUUAAUCCUUCCUCCUCGCAAGAUGGUAUAGUGCUUAAGUGCAGGGAAAAAGUUAAUGUCAAAACUAGAGACUUUCAAAGGGAGGUUCUCUAUAGUUAUUUGUUAUCGGCUCACGAAAAUAUAGUUAACACUUACAACAUAGCCUACGAAACGCCCUUGGAAUACAUAAUGGUGCAAGAGGUGGCCCCGUUUGGUACUUUGAUUGAUUGGGUGCCAAAAAAGAAAGGAUUGGAAGAAAGUCCCGCUUCAAGAGAUAUCAUCAGGCAAGUUUCUUCGGCCAUCGACUUUAUGCAUAGUAAAGAAGUGAUCCAUUGCGAUAUAAGGCCCGAGAACGUGUUGGUAUUUCAGCACGAGGAUUACAAAAUGAUUCCUAUCUCCCAGUCAAACAUUCAUUCUAUAUAUUCACCACCCAAUCAAAUUUUUACCAAUUAUUUAUCACCAUUAUCACAGCCUAUUACGGCAGGUCACAAUCUUAACGUAAAUACAACGAGCAACAGGUCGCCAUCCUUCUCUAACAUAAGCAACGCGUUCACUUCCCUCGCUACCAUAGGUACACUUUCUUCGUCUCAGCAAACACCUCCCUUCAUCCAAAUCAUAGGUCAAUACAGAGUUAAAUUGGCCGGCUUCGAUAAAUCCUUAAAAAGGGGAUCGCUCAUUAAGAAGUUGUCCAAAGCGAAUCCCUAUUCGGCUCCCGAAAUUUGCGACAAGUUUUACCAAGAGGGUUACCCUGCAGAGCCUUAUGGAGAUGUGUGGGCCUUCGGUGUUUUGGUAUUUUAUAUUCUCACUGGAAACUCCCCCUGGAAUGCAGCCAUCGAAUUGACCGACCCCGAUUUCACAGAAUUUGUUAAAUGGCUGCGACGCAAAAGGGUUUCGCCACCCCCCUCGUUUAAAGCCUUCACAGACAAGUUUUGUAAAUACUUUCGCAAGGUUUUCGAGCUAAAGAAAGAAAAACGCUGCCCCAUCAAAGAGAUCAACAAGUAUUAUUCCGUCAACGAGAGGUGGAAAAAAGCAGAGGAUGAUUUGGCUAAGGUUCUACCUACCCCUUUCAAAUCUGACUCGGAUACGGAGCCUAUUGCUACUAAGCAUCGACAUAACUAUCAACAACGUUACCACAAUAGAUGUAAAGAGCACGAGGAUUAUGAUGAAUAUGACGAUUACGAAGAAUAUGAAAGCAACGGGGACGAUUCACUGAGAGCUCAAUUAGAAGAAUUUGAAAGAUAUCUAGAGAAAAAGGGUGUGCGAACAGAGAUGAUCGAUAAGAAAACAGAUAGAAAAAUAAGGAUAGAAUCAUGGCUCAAAAGCAACCCUUCCGAUGCCAGUUUGCCUAACAUGGGAGAAUCUAGUAGCGAUACCGAGGAAAUCAAAACAAGGGUCAACAAUAAUCAGCAGACAAAGGACUUAUCACAUCCAGUUCUUAUAAACCUUCAACGUAAAACUACUGAACAUCAACGUCUGACCGCAUCUUGCGAUAAUCUAGAAGAUGAGACUGCUUCGACUACCAAACCUAGAGUGUGUUUCGGCAAAAAGCGAAUUCCUAACAAUAAUAAAAAUCUAUUUCCGGAUAGAAAAUUGAAUUCCAUAAGUCCGCCAGAUAGUAGGAGCCCUCUUGUUUCACCUCGAAUAUCGUUGGAUGAAGGGGAAGGUAUUAUUUUGAAUCAAGAUCUGGCCAAGACGAAGUUAGUCAAUCAUAAAAAUAAUUUUAUCGGAGACGCGAGCAGUGAAAGUGACGAAUAUUUUGAUUUCGCGAUUAACAAUGAUAACGUGAAAUACGAAAAAUAUGAUAGACCCAAUAGCCCCGUUGUAAAUACUGGUAGGACUCAGCCGGUUAGUAUAUACUUAGAACAAGCAUCUUCAGAAUCGAUAUCAGAAGACAAUAAUAAAUAAAAAUGAAUUUGAUAUUAUAUAUAUAGUAUGUAUAUAUACAUAUAUACCCCAUGCUAUAUAUUAUGGCAAAGAUCAUGUUUCUUAACGAGAUAGGAAAUAUGAAAAGCUCAAAAACCCCAACUAGAAGUCAUCACUUUACCAAUCAAGUAUUUAAUGCCAAAAUUUUGUGCAAUAUAUCGUCGUUGAUUUUAUCUUGCUCUAUAUAAAUACUGUGUUCUAGAAAAAAAAAU
Messenger RNA from Gordionus sp. m RMFG-2023, 2361 nucleotides. RefSeq lists its product as uncharacterized. Lineage: Eukaryota; Metazoa; Nematomorpha; Gordioida; Chordodea; Parachordodidae. Gene Ontology annotation, biological process: peptidyl-threonine phosphorylation; peptidyl-serine phosphorylation. Gene Ontology annotation, molecular function: protein serine/threonine kinase activity; ATP binding. The transcript has 2 exons. The record is from RefSeq and is a predicted model, not a curated record. Bases 119 to 2131 code for a protein of 670 amino acids.